This is a messenger RNA of Pimephales promelas (fathead minnow), 5850 nucleotides long. RefSeq names its product PHD finger protein 2 (gene phf2). The record is from RefSeq and is a predicted model, not a curated record. Lineage: Eukaryota; Metazoa; Chordata; Actinopteri; Cypriniformes; Leuciscidae.
CUCUCGUCUACUUUGCCAUAACUGCAUGAGACCUUAUUAACGUGUCACAGACUCUGCUGCAGCUGGUUCGACGGUUGGCUGGAGGUCCCUGAAGGUGGAUUUUCGUCUUUCUAUCGUCCCGGGAAACCCGGAGAAGCAGCCGCAGCGUUUAAUGAGCUCCUCCAUUCAUCUGGACCAGCAUGACCGAGGCGAUUUUUCCCGUCUUGCAGACUGACGUAACAAUAUUACAAUGAAAGGAUGCAUUUUCUUGGGCUUUAUGAACGUCUCCGCGCUCGUAUAGUCACCAGGGGGCAUGCACACGUCAAUGCAGCGCGGGAAACAUUUUAACAUCGUAACAUUGUAACGUCGGAUCGGGGGAACGUUCGAAUGGACGUAGGAGCAGCUCCGCGGCUCUUCAUAUCGCUGUAGUUUGUGUUACGGGAGGUUCCUGCUGCCCCCAUCCAUCUCUCCGGCUGUUGUUGUGAAUUGAUCUAACAUGGCGACUGUACCCGUGUAUUGCAUCUGCAGAUUACCUUACGACGUAACCCAGUUUAUGAUCGAAUGUGACGCCUGCAAAGACUGGUUUCAUGGCAGCUGCGUGGGAGUGGAUGAAGAUGAAGCACCAGAUAUUGACAUCUAUCACUGUCCUAACUGUGAAAAAACCCACGGCAAAUCCACCCUGAAAAAGAAAAAGAGCUGGAAUAAGCAUGACACGGGGCAAAGCGGAGACGUCAGACCAGUUCAAAACGGCAGUCAGGUGUUCAUAAAAGAGCUGCGCAGCAGGACAUUCCCCAGUUCAGAAGAUGUGGUGGUCAAGCUGUCUGGAAGUCAGUUGACAUUGGACUACCUUGAGGAGAAUGGUUUCAAUGAGCCAAUUCUCGUCCAGAAGAAAGAUGGGCUGGGGAUGGCCAUGCCUGCACCCACAUUCUACGUCAGCGACGUAGAAAACUAUGUUGGGCCUGAUGUUCUUGUGGAUGUUGUUGAUGUAACCAAACAGACAGACAGCAAGAUGAAGUUAAAAGAGUUUGUUGAUUUUUACUACAGCACAAACAGAAAGAAAGUAUUAAAUGUGAUCAACCUGGAGUUUUCACAAACAAGAAUGGACACUAUUGUUGAGAGUCCGCAGAUAGUUCGGAAGUUGUCUUGGGUUGACAACUACUGGCCUGAUGAUGCAUUGUUGGGGAAGCCCCAAGUGUCCAAAUACUGUCUCAUCUGUGUGAAAGACAGCUACACAGACUUCCACAUUGAGUGUGGCGGUGCCUCUGUGUGGUAUCAUGUACUUAAGGGAGAGAAAAUCUUCUUUCUGAUCAAGCCCACCUCUGCCAACCUUUCUCUGUAUGAGCGCUGGAGUUCCUCAUCCAACCACAGCGAGAUGUUUUUUGCUGACCAAGUGGACAAGUGUUACAAGUGCACACUUAAACAAGGGCAAACUCUUUUCAUUCCAUCAGGAUGGAUUAAUGCAAUACUGACUCCUGUGGACUGCUUAGCCUUCUCCGGGCAUUUUAUCCAUAGUCUGAGCGUAGAGAUGCAAAUGAGAGCAUAUGAGGUGGAAAAAAGACUCAAAGUUGCCAGCCUCACUCCUUUUCCAAACUUCGAAACAGCUUGUUGGUAUGUGGGGAAAUACUACCUGGAGCGGUUUAAAGGUUUGCACAAGGCGAACAAGCAGCCACCUCCUUACUUGGUACAUGGUGCCAAAAUUGUCAAUGGAGCGUUCAGAUCGUGGACUAAAAAACAGGCUCUUUUAGAGCACGAGGACGAGCUUCCAGAAAACAUGAAGCCAGCACAGCUCAUUAAAGACCUUGCCAAAGAGAUUCGGAUUUCUGAGAAUGCAACAAAAGCCAUAAAGAGCGAACCCAGCAACUCAAAGCCCCCAGCUGAGGAACCCCCGUCUGCUCCAUCAGAACCAGAAGAGCCCUCGUCCCCCGCACACAUCUCCUCCCCGCCACGAGAUAAGCCAGCUAGGAAGAAAGCCACAAAGCCACCCAAACCACCCAAAAUGCCCAAGGCACCCAAACCACCGAAGGAACCCAAAAUAAAAGAAGGUGGCAAAAAGAAAGGGAAGAAAGCAAAAGAAGGUAUUUUACCUGAGAAAAAGCCCUCGAGUCUGGCGGCUCUUGAAUCCCAUGCAAAGGACAUCCUGAACAAGAUGGACCAGCCCAAAAAACUGUUAAAAACUGGGAUGAGUAUUUUGGAGAAAGAGACGAGUAAACCAAAUGACGUUGCAAAGUUCGAGAUGAUUCGAGAGCAUAAUAAGAACAAGACGGAGGCCAAAUGGAAAUAUAAGAACAGCAAACCUGAUUCGUUAUUGAAAAUGGAAGAAGAGCACCGAUUUGACAGAAGUUUACUCAGCCAUAAAGACAAUAAAUUUGCAUUUUCAUUGUCGAAUAAGAAGUUGCUGGGAUCAAAGAUGCUCAAGACUCAGACCAAUUCGAGUGUUUUUGGCUCAAUACAGAAUAUUAAAGAAGAAAAGCCCAAGCCUGUGAGAGACGAGUACGAGUACGUCUCUGAUGAGGGGGAGCUUAAGAUCGACGAAUUCCCAAUCAGGAGGAAAAAGAACGCAGUCAAGAGAGACUUUUCCUUUUUAUCAAACAUCAAAGAGCCCAUUCUGCCAUCGAAAAAGCCAAAGCUACAAACGUCGGACACAAAGAAUCUAGAUUCAUCAGAUGAAGAAUCGCUCCACAUAGACACAGAAGCCAAGACAGAAGUCAAAGGUCGUAACUCCAAGGUCUCUAAGAAGAAAGGGGGCAGUUCAGCUGGGAUUCUGGAUCUCCUACAGGCCAGCAAACAAGUGGGCGGCAUUGACUACAGUAACAACAGUCAGCCACCUGCAUCCCCCAGCACACAGGAGGCCAUCCAGGGCAUGUUGUCCAUGGCUAACCUGCAGUCAUCAGACUCUUGUCUGCAACCAUCCUGGAGCAAUAGCCAAGCUAAGAACAACUCUCACAGCAGCUCAGCCAGCAAGAAGCCGAGCGGUGCAGCCGGAGCAGGAGGGAACAGCAAGCGACCAGCCAAACGCUUGCCCAAAAAGACGCAAAAGAGCAGCAGCGUGGACAGUUCGGACAUGUUCGACGAUGACCAGGACCACAUGGACGCGUGCUUUAGGGAUUCUGACUAUGUAUAUCCAUCUCUGGAAUCCGAGGAGGACAACCCAAUUUUCAAAUCGAGAUCGAAAAAAAGGAAAAAUACAGAUGACACUCCAUAUAGUCCAACAGCACGAGUUGGGCCCUCUGUACCACGACAGGAGAGACCGGCUCGGGAGGGGGCACGUGUGGCGUCCAUAGAGACAGGACUGGCAGCUGCGGCAGCUAAAUUGUCUCAUCAGGAGGAGCAGAAGAUUAAGAAGAAGAAAAAGAGUACCAAAAAGAAGCCCGUGGCUGUAGAGGAGCCUCACAAACUCUCUCAGGACAGCAGCUCUCCAGAACCCACCCCAGACUCCGAGAGCAACCUGGCCGACCACGAGUACAGCACUGGAACGGGCAAAACCGCCGGCGGCUCGCAACCCAUGGCCCCCGGAGUCUUCCUCAGUCAGAGGCGGCCUUCAUCAUCGUCAUCAUCUCAGAACACCUCAUCUGUCCCGCCAGCAAAAGUCGAACGUGGGAACUCGACGGACGCCAAAGCCAAGAAGCUAAAGAAAGGAAUGGCGACGGCCAAACAGAGACUCGGAAAAAUCUUAAAGAUUCAUCGUAACGGCAAGCUCCUGCUGUAACAUGGACAAUGGGUGACUCAGACUUUCUCCUGAUGUUUAUGGACCCGUGGACUGAUCCCCCCCUCCGCCCCCCUCGAUGAGCCGGGAUGAGAGCAGCAAGGACUGAAACGGACGGGAAAGCUAACAGGAUCCCACAAGUUUUCAAUUUCUAAGAAGAACAUAGCUCAGAUAGGUUUUUGCCUCUUCUUUUACUUUAUAACUUUCAGAUACUAAAAAUGUACAGAAUACCUGCUAUUAAUAUUUUGUAAGAAGAUUUGUCUUUGUUUUACUAUGGCUAUCAGUUUAUCAGGGGUUGCUAAUAUAUUAUAAGAUACAGUACAUAGCAGUCAUUCCAAGACAAAGAAAGUAUCCCUUGCAUGUAUUCCAGUUGCAUGCAUUGUUUUUGGGAGGGAAAGGGUUAGUGGAAGGUUGCAAACAAGAAGUUCAUUACUGCUUUUUGGAUGUGGCUUAUCAUUAUUAUUAUUAUUAUUUGUAUUUUUUUUUUUACAAGUAUCACUAAAGAGGAUUUUCACUAACUGCCUGGGUGAUUUUAAAAUCCCCCAUUUGGAAUUUACUUUUACUUUUUUUUUAUAUGCAUUACUUACACAGAACAACUUGAAAAAAGUACUUUUCUGCUUGCUAAGCACUAUCACAGAUAAUAUUUAUUGAUCUAAUAUAAUUGUACAUGUCAUAGGUAGCUUGAGAAAAGCCAGAAGGCACUUACAAAACAACAGUGAAGCACAAAUAUGAACUCAUUUUGUUAGUAAUGUUGUCCCAACAGCUACUGUAAAAUGAUAACUGUAGUUUUUUUUAAUUACAAAUAUAGGAAAAAUUAGUUUUUGUGGGGAAAAACAUUAAACAUGCAUAUCGAUAACAUAUUUCCACUUAAUUACAUGCUUAAAAUAUCUUAUUUUACUGAAUUGUAACCGCAUCUUAGAAUUUUUUUAAAUUUAUAUAUUGUUUUAUCAUUUUUAGACAUUAUGCAAUCAGAUUUACAUCAUCCUGUUUUUCACAUUAUUUUGUUUGACAAUGUAGCUCUUAUUACGGUUCCAUUAUACGUACAAAACACUUGCCAAAAGCAACAAAACACUACAUUAAUGGGAUCUCUAGCACUGAUGAUAAGCCUCAUCCAUGACAUUUCACUACAUGGGAUACUUUCUCUCUUCUGUUUGUUUCACAGGCAGCACCAAUUACCCUAGAAUGAAAUAUGCAUUUAUAUUGCUUCACAGUACAGUAUGUAGAAUGUAGCCUGUAUAUAGCUUUUUAAAUGACUACUUUUUGUAUCCUUUUUUCCUUAAUACUUCAUUAUACAUUUUUACUAGUUUUUUGCUAAUUACAAACAAAAAUAUAUAUAAAGAUAUAGAAAUAGUCAUUACCUUUUUCAUUUUUUUUUUUGUUAGAUACACAAUAGCUGUACUUUUUUAACCAUUGUUUUGUUCUCAUUUCAUUUUGUUACAUUAGACAAAAGGUGUUGCCUGGAGAACAAAAUACACAGUGUAACAUUUAUUCUCAUAUGGCCUUACAUGCAGAAAACCAUGUGUAUUAUGAUUCAUUUAUGAUGGGGGAUAAGAAAAAAAAAAAAAUCAACGUUUCUACGACCAGCCUGACAUUUGAGCUAAAAUACCCCUGAUGGAUUUUAAAAGUUAUUUUACUAGCACCUUGUGAAGUGUUUUCUGUGUCAGUGAUGUAAUUUAUUAAUGUUUGUAGCCUUUUAUACUUGUAUAAUUCUUAAGAGGUUUUGUUUUAAAUCGUUUAUCAGUCUGUGAGCCCCUUAGGACACUUCUAUCAUUAACAUUGGGCAAUAGUUCCUUUUUUUUUUUUUGUCUAAGCAAAAUUUGUCUUCAUUGUUUUCAUCAAAUCAAGUGCAACUGCUCUCAUCAAUACGAAAUGUUACAUUAUUACUGUUAUUAUUAUUAAGCAGCUAUUUUAAAUAUCCAUACCAUCAUGCCAUGAGUUUUAUUUUGGUAAUAGAGUAUGUACAUUCUUAACCAGGUUUACUGUGCUCAUAAAUUGCAGUGUUUUAGUUACCAAUGUAAAUCUCGUAUCCACCUUUCCGAAUCGAAACAAUGGAACUAUUUCAGGUUUUUAUUUGUACAAAAUGUGUGUUGCUUUGUUGUGGUUUAUUUUUAUAUGUUCAAACAAUUAAAUGCAUCCACUGUUUCAUGGCAGUGAAUGAUACUUUUGUA